AUAUUGCUCCAUAUUCACACCACAUUAGGAUCCGUCAAGGAUCCAGAGUACCAUUCUAACCGCCUUAUCCUGUCUUCUGAGAUCUCCAGGCCGUCAGCUUCCUAGUGCCUCUAGAUACACCAUGCUUGCCAAAAAUCACAUAGAUGCAUCUGAUACAACAUCGGGACACGUUGUAGGGUCAUCCCUGGUUUCGAACCAAGAUGCGGGCGGCCACGAUGGCUCUCCGGAGUGCGAUUCUGAGUGUGGAUGUAAAUCCACGCCACUUGAGUCAAGACCACCGCUCACAGGAUUAUCUCGAGAGGAACUCAAAAUACAUACUGCGAAUACACAGGUCAACAAAGGUGAGGCGAAAUCGGAUGAGGACGAGCCACCACAAUCAGUGAUACAUGCUCCUGCAGGUUUUGGUGACUUUGUAAGUGAUUGACAUACAAGUCAGCAAUCCCAUCAGUAUCCGCAAUCAGCCCUCUCUUGGAAUCUAAUGAGGAAAAGGUGAAUGGACAAAUGCCAUCUGUCAGCACGCUUGCACCAUCAAGUGCAUUGAAGUCAUAUACAUCACAUGAAAUAGCACAGUCAUCAUCGGGUCAUGAUCUUACGACGCUC
This is a messenger RNA of Aspergillus japonicus CBS 114.51, 600 nucleotides long. RefSeq lists its product as uncharacterized. NCBI's taxonomy places the organism in Eukaryota, Fungi, Ascomycota, Eurotiomycetes, Eurotiales, Aspergillaceae. Bases 122 to 424 code for a protein of 100 amino acids. The record is from RefSeq and is a predicted model, not a curated record. The transcript is spliced from 3 exons.